This is a messenger RNA of Torulaspora globosa, 1215 nucleotides long. RefSeq names its product endonuclease III domain-containing protein. The transcript has a single exon. The record is from RefSeq and is a predicted model, not a curated record. Gene Ontology annotation, molecular function: oxidized pyrimidine nucleobase lesion DNA N-glycosylase activity; 4 iron, 4 sulfur cluster binding; DNA-(apurinic or apyrimidinic site) endonuclease activity. Gene Ontology annotation, biological process: nucleotide-excision repair; base-excision repair, AP site formation; base-excision repair. NCBI's taxonomy places the organism in Eukaryota, Fungi, Ascomycota, Saccharomycetes, Saccharomycetales, Saccharomycetaceae. The coding region runs from base 1 to 1215 and encodes 404 amino acids. Gene Ontology annotation, cellular component: nucleus.
AUGGCGAGACUAAGGGCCAGAAAGCGGAACCAUGUCGACAUCAGUAUUGAGGAUGACGGCAGGGAAGUGAAAUCCAAGUAUUUCAAGAGUGAAACAAUAGUCAAGGAAUCUGAUGACGGAACAGAAUCAGUCUCCGCCGAAGAUACCGUCGAUAUUGAGUGGAUAAAAUCGCUGAACUCUGAAGAGUACUUCGAGUGGGUGUCUAAGGUCACCGAUGAUCGGCCUGAGAGAUGGAAUAAACCAUUGGAUCCCGACAUCUUUUUGAACCGACCUGAGGGGGCACCUCCAUUGCCAGAGAACUUCAUUCCAAUAUACACCAGAGUGCGACUUAUGAGGUCAAAGAUCAGGACGCCUGUGGAUUCUGUGGGUUGCGCAGCUAUACCUAUCACAGUUAAUUCGCAGUUCAACAUUUCGCAGAAUCAAAUCAAACCUAAGAACUACAGAUUACAACUUUUAGUCGCCCUGAUGUUGUCAGCUCAAACUAAAGAUGAGCUCAAUGCCGAAGCCAUGUCAAAUCUGAUACGGUAUUCAAUAGACGAACUCGAUAUCCCGGAGGGCCUCACCCUGGAAGCAUUACUGCGAAUUGAUGAAAAGGUUCUCGUCGAUCUGGUGAAGAUGGUGGGAUUCCACAAUAGGAAGGCACACUAUGUGAAGCAAACAGCAGAGAUCCUAGCGAAACAGUUCGACUCUGACAUUCCGGCUGAUUUGGUCGGGAUCCUCUCGCUUCCGGGAGUUGGGCCUAAGAUGGGGCUCCUGGCUUUGCAGAAGGCCUGGGGAAAGAUGAGCGGCAUUGGUGUAGACGUUCAUGUACACAGACUUUGCAAGAUGUGGGGCUGGGUAGACGCAAAGAAAUGCAAGACUGCAGACCAUACAAGGAGGGAGUUGGAAUCGUGGUUGCCAAAGGCUCUGUGGUAUGAGAUUAAUCCUUUGCUGGUCGGCUUUGGUCAAGUUAUUUGCAUGUCAAGGGGCAAGAGAUGCGAUAUAUGCCUUGCAAACGACGUGUGUAAUGCAGUCGACAAGAAACUACUAAAGACGAAGGAUGCAAAGAAAGGCUCCCAUAAAAUGCCUCUCAAGAGUAACAGAGGUGAUUUCUCACUGUGGCUGGAGUAUCUCGCCGAAAAAGACAGCUCUUUUAAAAUAAUAGAUGAAAAGGAAGUAGUCCAGCCAAUGGACGAAGGGUUUGCAUUCAUAAAGAAGGAUCCUGAUGAAGUCUGA